Messenger RNA from Vespa mandarinia (Asian giant hornet), 1875 nucleotides. RefSeq names its product very-long-chain enoyl-CoA reductase-like. Gene Ontology annotation, biological process: very long-chain fatty acid biosynthetic process. Gene Ontology annotation, molecular function: protein binding; oxidoreductase activity, acting on the CH-CH group of donors. The record is from RefSeq and is a predicted model, not a curated record. NCBI's taxonomy places the organism in Eukaryota, Metazoa, Arthropoda, Insecta, Hymenoptera, Vespidae.
AAUUACCUUUGCUCGAGUACGCCGUAAUGGAGAAUCCACGUCGCGCAAGGAAGCAAUAUCUACGGAGUCGAGAUGCCAUUCCGAUUCUCGUUUGUCUGCCACUGUCCAAUAUCGACGGAAUAUUUAACGAGCUCAAGGGAGGAGCAUUUUCUGCAUGUCAGUCACGUGCCUGUCCAACAUCCGGUCAUAGCUUCCUGCCGGUGCGCGUCUCCUUCAGGAUUGGCGCCUAUUUUUGUAUUUCUCGUUCGAUCGUCGAGACGUACAAAGAAGAUGUUUUCUCACGACUGCAGCAGUUUCCAAUGACGGAAAAUAGAACAGGCCCGCAGACGAUAGAGUUUCUGACGAAAAGGAUAGUUGCUCUUGGAGCCGUACAAUCUGGACAAUUUCUCGUCGAUUGUGAAACUUACAUGUCGGUUCCGCAAUUGGGUGUUCAAAGAACCGUUCAUGUACUACACAACUCGGAACAACCAGCCUCUGUUUUCGCUCUUCUCGAGUCUGGCAAUAAGAUAGUACCAUUGAUCGCAGAUGGUCUCUUCGAUCUUCUGAUGAUGAAGAUGACGAGCAUUUAUACGAGCAAAAAACAAACCAAGAUCGAAUCUAAGGGCCCACGCUUUGAGAUUGGGGACUUUUGCGUCAAACUCGGCAGCGUCACGAUGAGCCAGAAUUUCAAGGGUAUCCUUGUCGAAGUCGAGUAUAGACCCUGUGUCAUUCCGGGAAGUGCCUGGGAACUUCUGCGAGAGUUCCUUCAAGGAUUUCUUGGUUCCGCUGUAUCGAAUCAAGCUCCUCAAUACUUGCAAAAUCGAAUGAAUGAGAUUUAUCAACCGAUGGAUACGAUACAACAGUACUUGGAACAUUUUGGACAAUAUAGAAAGGCAACUGGAGUAAAUCCAAACACUACUAUAGGUGCCAUUAAACAACAAUUAUAUGAACUAAAAAAGGCACCUUAUGUACAAAGACAAAGUUUAAGAUUAGAGGCAAAAGGAAAAGCUCUAACAGAUUCAGAAACUGUAAAAUCUUUAUCUUUGCGGCUUGAUGCUAAAUUAUACUAUAAAGAUUUGGGUCCACAAAUUGGAUGGAAAACUGUAUUCUUAGUGGAAUACGCGGGACCCCUAAUAGUAUACCUUUGGUUGUAUCAACGUCCUUGGUUAUUCUAUGGUGAUGUUGAAAAUACAAAAAUACAUUCUGUGGUCAACAUUGCAGCUAUCUGUUGGACGAUACACUAUGCCAAGCGUUUAUUAGAAACAUUAUUUGUACAUCGUUUUAGUCAUGCUACUAUGCCUUUACGUAACCUCUUCAAAAAUUGCUCAUAUUAUUGGUUAUUUGCAAUGUAUGUGGCAUAUCAUAUCAAUCAUCCAUUGUAUACACCACCAAAUCAGUUAUAUUUUUAUGCGGGAUUAGUCAUGUUUGCUUUUUGUGAAUUGGGUAAUUUUUUCAUUCACAAAGCAUUAAGAAACCUCAGGCCAGCAGGGACUACAAUUAGAAAGAUUCCUGUGGCUACAGGAAAUCCAUGGACAGUACUAUUUAAUUUUGUCUCCUGUCCAAAUUAUACAUAUGAAAUUGGCAGUUGGAUUGGUUUUACCAUUAUGACUUCAUGUCUUCCAGCUGGACUAUUUACCUUGGCUGGUGCUUACCAAAUGACCAUGUGGGCAUUAGGAAAACAUAGAGCAUACAAGAAAGAAUUCUCUCAAUAUCCCAAAGACCGUAAAGCUAUUUUCCCAUUUAUACUUUAAUAUAUUUGAAAAGGCAACCAACAUUCCAAAUACCUUGGAUAAGGUAUUUUUAAUGAAUUUGCCAAUAACGUAGGUAACAAUGUAUAAAUGUAUUUCUUUUACCUUUGGUAUCUAUUAUUUUUUUCAAUAAACACUUCUUGCUUUA